Molecule: messenger RNA, 6207 nt
Organism: Diachasmimorpha longicaudata
Lineage: Eukaryota; Metazoa; Arthropoda; Insecta; Hymenoptera; Braconidae
Product: receptor-type tyrosine-protein phosphatase S-like
Exons: 31
Coding region: 57-6107 (2016 amino acids)
Biological process (GO): protein dephosphorylation
Molecular function (GO): protein tyrosine phosphatase activity; protein binding
Source: RefSeq, a predicted model, not a curated record
CGCAGUCGUCCUUUCUCAGUGAUAUUGGCUCUCACAAUAUUCAUAACCCAGGAGAAAUGAAGCUCUUAUUGGUAUUACUGAUCGUUUUUUCAUGGGAAUUUCAAGUUUUGUGUGAUCAACUACUUACAUUCCGUGGUCAGCCCAUCAAGACGAAACCUCGAUAUAAUGCACAUCACGCACGCGAAUCACGCCAGCUUGUCUGUAUCAGUGAUAAUCCACUUGACGCCCUUACUUGGAAUAUUCCACUUCAAUGGGUGGAUACUUCGCUGACUUCCGCUGAAAAAAAUCAAGUAACUGCUGCUGUCCUUUCGACCCAGCGACCAAAUAACAUUAUUAAUUGUCCAUUCGAUGAUGAUUCGAACCCAUGUUUUGGACGGUGGCAGACGCAAUCGGGUGGCCCGUGGAAAAUCGUGAAAUCUCUGGAAGAACCCAUGGGACCGAUUUUCGACAGUAGAUGGGAAGCAUUGCCAGAGUAUCUGGUCGAGCCAACCACUUGGGUGGAACCUAGGUAUAUCACUACAUUCGGAGAAACUGGAGCCAUUGCAGUGUCUGUACUGGGUGCAUCCAAUGCCUAUUUUUUUAUAUGCAGAACCGUAACCACUUUGACAAGUUUCUGCUACCAGAUUAUCAUUGGAUCCUUCAAACAAUCUCAUAGAGUUGUAUCAGUUCAGAAAUGUACAUAUCCUGUCAAUGAUGGGGGAAUCCCCCAGACAGACUGGGAAUGUGUCGAGUUGUCAGGUCGUCAGUUGUAUCCUGCAUCACUGACUAUUUAUCAAUGGAGAACGUUCGUUAUUAAAUGGCAAGAAACUAAUUGGUCUAUCAAAAUAUAUGAUCCAUUCAAAUUAACCUCAUCAUUUUCGGAUCAAAAUCCAUUAUGGAAUCCCAAUGGCGGUGUUCGACAGUACAAAGUUUAUUUUCAUGCCAGUGGAGACAAGAUCGCUAAAAAAUAUCGCAUCCAUGAAUAUUCCUAUACAUUAACAAAGCAACCAGAUGCUAUGUUAAGCCUACAACUGCCGCAAACCGACACCGAUAGUAUCUGUGUUAGUUCACUCAUAGGUUUGUGUGCUAAUUGUGAUUUGGAAAUCAGCUUAUGGGAUAGAAAUAACAAUCUGUUGGAGGCAAAAACAAUUAACGGCUACAACUUUCAAAUAGCGGAACACCAUUUGCCGUUAUGGCAAAAUGUCAAAAUUAAUUUUGAAAGUAUUACUCCCCAUUCAGGACCAAUAGUUAUGAAAAUACUGGCGAAAGUAGUGGAGACUAAUGAUUACGUCAAUUACCACUGGGCGAUUGCUGAUAUUCACGAGUGCUUACCAGAAGGAACUGUCAAAAGAAUAUCUCUCUUUGCGGUACAAGAAUGGACCGGAAGCAGGUAUAAAUGGCCCCAUAUAAUUUGCCAGAAAUUUUCUCACGAUGGUGAAGUAGUACUUUCGGGCCCUAACGGAUUGGUAACUUACGAUUACCAUUUACAAGAGGAAAAUUGUCCAAAAUUCUACUUUGGGCCUCAUUGUGCAACAAAAUGCUCUACAUAUUUCGGAAAUGAUUGCACUGGUGUCACAAUCUGCAAACCAGAUGGUUGCUAUUGCUCUCAGGGUGUAACUGGAGAGAAUUGUAUUAAUCCGUGUGUUGCGGGUUUUUAUGGAUACGGAUGUAAAAAGACAUGUGGCAAGUGCCUUCGGCAGUCCUAUAAUCGCGGUUACUGUGACAGGUUCACGGGAACAUGCGAUGAUUGCCAGUCAGAGGCAAAUAAAUAUUUUCUACCACCUUAUUGCGACGAAGCUGUAGCAGCCCCAGGUCAGCCCCUGGUCACUUACGUGACUGAAACGAGUGCCCGUUUAGAUCUUGAUAUGAUUGAGAAUUAUAAAAAAAUCAGGGCCAUAAUCACAUUCAGUUUAGAAACGAAAAAUGUACGUCCUAUGGAGCUCCCAGCGCGCCUAGCUCACCCUAGUCUGCCUGACACUCCUCAAACAUUGAGUGCUACGUUCACCAACUUGAUUCCUGGUGUACAGUACAAUGUCCGGAUAAUGAUAAACAUUAAUAAUGGGAGUAAAUAUUUACAUGGCGAAUGGGCGAAUUUUACAACGAAAUGUCAAAGUUCUGCUCGUUUCAAGAUUGUAGCUGGGGAGAGGGACUUGAUCGUCGAGAAAUUCGUAAAUCUGGCCGCCACAGAUCACUGCCCAGAUAGCUGGUACACUGCUGAAAUUUUUAGCAUUCCCCGUCAAUGGCAAGAAUCUAUAAACAGUUGGCCAGCUACUCUGAAAAAUUUGCAACCCUAUACUACCUUUGACGUUCGAGUAAUCGGCUUAGAUGGAAGUCUACAGCAUGAAUCACAGGUGCAAACGUUGGAAGCUGCGCCAUCGAAAGUUGAAAAUUUGGAAAUUAAAUACUUCGACAGCACAUCAGCUAGAAUAACGUGGAAUAAACCGGCAUACCCCAAUGGCAUAAUAUCAACAUACGAAAUUAAACUCAGGCUGGAUUAUUAUAAAGGAUGCAAGGAUAAAGGUCAACCACAGCCAUUGGAUUCCAAUAAUGAGGAUAAAAAAAGUAUAAUUUCUUCCGAUCAAAAUUUUUAUAAAAUUACAGACUUGAAACCUUAUGCGAGAUAUCAUGUAUAUGUCUCCGCUCAAAAUUCUAAACAAGGAGAAGAGGAUUCAGUGAGCUUUGAGACAAAAAAAAUAGGCAUUCCGACUGAAAAAUUUGUAGAUCUGAAAUUCAUUGACGAAAAUUCAACACUGGUAUGGAAAGAUCCUGAAUGUAGUGCUAUUACUGGCCCUAUUUCGGGAGCUGAAUUAAUUUUUACCGGGCAAAAUUCUGAAACCCAGAAUUUUAAUCACAUUGAAACAACAACGGACUCCACUUUUCCAUUAAAAACAUUGUCAUCUAAAAGAAUAGCUAUUUACGGCCUGCAGACCUACGGAGUUCAAGUCUACGUGACACGUGAUGACAAUGGUCAACAUCAACGCUCGAAAUUUUUUUCUUCACUGAAUUUUACAACUCCUCCAAGGGCUCCGCCAAAAGUUGAGAAUUUGGAAAUUGUGGAAUUUGAUUCAGAAAAUAGUGUGACAACACUUAGAUGGCAGAAGCCACUACCUCCAACAAAUGGUCACAUCAGUCACUACUUUAUUUCAUUGACUGAUUAUGCUGGAUCCCGAGGGUUUAAGAUGGGGCCGAAUAAUGUAUGUCAAUUAUGGGAAAAUUGGUUGUGUUCAACAAUUACUAAUACAGCCCAAAAAUAUAAAUUUAUAGAGGUCACGGCUUUCAAUGAAGGAGUGGAAGAGGCUGGGGAAGAAUCCAAAAUAGAGAAUCGACUGCGAGAAGAAAAAGCCGAUCCACCCGGUAACAUAACUCCCAAAAAUAUGGGAAAUGGAACAUUAAAUGUCACGUGGAGUCACCCCUGGAAGACUGGAGGUCCCUUAACGCAAUUUAACAUAACAGUUACAAUAAUAUCGACGAAUCUAUCGAAGCCCUUAUCAACAGAAAACCCUAUAUUAUUCAGUACAAAGUCGAUUGCACCCCGCUCGUACAAACCGAACUACAGUGAAAUACUAAAUCUCCUACCCUCAACGUCAUACAACCUCCAGAUUCAAGGGAUCGGUAAAAUACAUCCAGGAAAAGUGGCUCAAGUGAACAUCACCACUUCGUCAUCCUUCGCAUUUGACGUUGUAAAACCCCCUAAAAUCAAUCCUGAGAAAUCAGAAAUUGUGAUUAUUAUACCAGAAAUCCUGAACGACACAAGAACCAAUAUGAUGGAUAUCAUAGUCAUCGGUCCACCCCGCUGCAAGGAGAUCGUCAUGAUCAAUGACAACUUAUCGAAUGCUCUGGCACUGGAUUCUUAUACUGACGCUUGGUCUGUUGCAACAUUUUCAACGUUAAAGAAACCGAAUACUCCAUUCACAAUCGGAGAUGGAAAACUUUAUUACAAUCGUUACAACAAUACCAACUGCCAAGUCUUCGACGGUUCAUAUCGUAUUGCAUUCCUGGUGCGAAAUGGAAACAUCAGUAGUUCGGAAAAAUUUGAGUGCCUUCUGAGUUGGAAAUCAGAUCCAAUAAAAAUCGGCAAUGAUGUGAUAAAGUCAGGAUCUCCCUUGCAAUGGAUACUCCCAUUGAUAUUAAUUCUCGUGAUUAUCUGUGGAAUUAUGUGGCUCUACUUCACAAGAUACAGAAAGAAAGCAAUUAUAACUGAAAUGGAGGAAAGACCUCUGGAGGAUUUACCAUUACCAGCAAUUAUUCCUCGGAAAUAUUCCCGAUCUUCGAGGAAUGGAGUCUCGCUUCUACCUGGCAGCCAAGAGUCAAUCGAAAAAAUAUUUGCGGAGAAUCAAAGUCCGAGUCAAAUGCCAGAUAGUGAACCAACAUGUGAAAAGGGUAAACGUUCCUCAUUUGUAAAAUUGAAUGAAUUCCACGAUUAUGUUAAGAACGGCAUUGCGUCGGGGGAACUGAUGGAACAGUACGAUACAUUUCCAAGAGGACAAACGAAGUCAUGGGAGUAUGGAAAAUUACCUCAAAAUAGGAUGAAGAACAGAUACGCGAAUCUCAUAGCUUAUGAUGAGACGCGAGUAAAGCUCGAGAUGCUACCGAACGAGCCCUUCUCUGACUACAUAAAUGCGAACUAUAUCCAGGGCUAUAAGAAAAUCAAAGGAUACAUCGCUACGCAAGGCCCUAAAUCGCACACAAUCCAAGAUUUCUGGCGGAUGAUUUGGCAAGAAAGGGUCCAAGUGAUUUGCAUGUUGGCCAAUGUUAUGGAAGGCGGAAAGAAAAAAUGUGAGCAAUACUGGCCAGACAUUGGGAAAGAAUCCGAGUUCGGAAAUAUUACUGUAGAUAAUGUAUGCCAUACUAUUUUCGCGGAUUACACAUUCCGAACUUUCAACGUGUCAUGUGGCCAAGAAUCUCGAAAGGUCGAACAUCUACACUACACAGCCUGGCCAGAUCAUGGGGUGCCCCUGUACACCCAAUCCGUCGUGACAUAUUUGAAAAAAUUGUUGGCAACACCCACAGGUGAUGGACCUGUCGUCGUCCACUGCAGUGCAGGCAUUGGACGAACAGGAACGAUUAUUUUAUGUGAUAUAUGUCUGCACAGGGCUGCUGCUGAAGGGGUUGUUGAUGUCUUUGCGGAGACCGAGGCGAUAAGAAGCCAUAGGGCUAACAUGGUUGACAACAAACAGCAAUACCUCCUCGUUCAUUUAACAUUGGUCGAGUGUUUGUUGACCCUACCAACUGCCAUCCCCUGUAACGAGACCCUAGCCGCAAAAAUUGAGGAGUACAGACCGAGGCUGUUUCAUCAACUACAGAGGCUCAAUGAGAGUGUUUGGCAAGACGAAGCCCUACAAUCCUCAACAUCUAGGCCAAUCGAGAUAUCCAAAACAAAUAUUUCUAAAAAUCGCUAUCCUAAACUGGCAGCGGUUGUUGGCCAUAAAAUCCAUAUUUCGAAAUAUCCCACAACGGAUGCUGAUAGUGAUUACAUGUUUGGUGUUUAUGUGGACAGCGCAAGAAAUAGAAAUAACUAUAUUGCAUCACAACUGCCAUUAGCAUCUACCGUGACAGAUUUUUGGAGAAUGAUCGCUGAAUUUAAGAUUGAACUUGUUAUAGUUCUACAACCCCCUGACAAAGACGAUCCUACAUGCUGUGAGUUUGCAACAGGAAAUGAUGACGAAAUCAAACCGACGCCUUUCUUAACGCUGAGAAGAAAAAAUGUAAUUGAGGAAGACAUUUGCAUAAGCCAAAAAAUGUUGUUAACUGAUUCCUCCAUGAAACCUUCCCGGGAACAACCAGUAACUAUGUUAUCUCUGAAAGGCUGGCAACCAGGAGAGAACAGACCGCCCCCAAAACCAAUAACUCUGGUCGAUUUUUGGCAAUACGCCGAGAGGAUCUCCCGGAGCGAUGGGCCCACCCUUGUGCUAUGCCAUGAUGGAGUCACCAAUUGUGGGCUUUAUUUGGCGCUCAGUUUCUUGCUGGAAAGAAUGGGAUUGGAACGGGAGUGUGAUGUUUGUUUGGCCAUUCGAGCUAUCAGAAGGUCGAGGCCGGACUUCUGUAAUACUGUGGAGCAUUUGAAAUAUUUGUACGACGCCGCUGUCAUUUACGCAGACUACUUCGAGACUUAUGCGAAUUUCACCUAAUUUGUUAAAUUCAAUGUAUUCAUUCUUAAUUAUAUAAUACAAUUAAAUAAAUCCAUCUUUUGGUUAAGCCUUGAAUAAAAAAAAGUUUGUGGCGCAAUAA